AUGGCGACAACAUCACCCAAUGUCCUCAUCUCAGGCUUUGGCAUCGCGAGCAGUGUCCUUGCAUCUACACUUCUUCGCGCCUACCCUCAAGCCACCAUCACAAUCAUCGAACGCGACCCUUCCAUGCGACUCACUGGUGCCAGCGUCGACAUCCGCAGCUCCGCCGUCGACAUCAUAAAAUGGAUGAAUCUGGAACAGCAAAUCCGCGCCAAAACCACAAAAGAAGAAGGUGUUGAGUUUGUCGACGAGUCUGGAAAGUCGUUUGCUACUUUGGUGGCUACGGGUAAUGAUCAAGUUCAAACCAUGACUUCGGAAUAUGAGAUUUUCAGGGGUGAUUUGGCGAGGAUAUUCUUUAAGGAUAUUGAGGAUAGAGUGACAGUGGUGUUUAAUGAGAGUGUGGAGAGCUAUGAACAACAAAAGGACAGAGUGGUUGUUCACUUUGCUAAUGGCAAGGCUUCGCAAUCUUAUGAUUUGCUGGUUGCGGCCGAUGGAUUGGGAUCGAGGAUUAGAGGUAUGAUGUUGGGUACCUCGCCUCAGCAACACAUCCAUGACGAAGGCGUCUAUGCUUCCUUCUUCGUCAUUGAAAAAGACUUGCUCAAUGGCUCCAAAUUGGCGAAAUGGUACAACACCACCGGCGGCCGCGCCAUCUUCCUUCGCCCAGAUCCAGACCCUAGAGGCCGCACCAGAGGCCACUUUAUGAACUCGGCAUGGCCCUCUGACGUCUCCUCCCGCAACAAAAUCAACACUGCACUAAGAGAAGGCAGAGAAAGUUACACACAACUCGUCGAAGAAACCUUUGCAGACGUCGGUUUUCACCAAACCCACGAGAUUCUCGCCGCCAUGCGCUCAACACCAGACUUCUACUGCUCGAAGUUCGCUCAAGUGCGCGCCCCUCGCAUCCAAGAUGGCCGCGUGGUCCUCCUCGGUGACGCAGGAUACGCUACCCCUGGCAUCGGUACCUCGCUCGCCAUCAUGGGCGCCCACAUCCUCGCCGGCGAAUUGCUUUCCCACAACCUCGAUGUGCCAGCAGCGGCAAAAGCUUAUGAAAAUCUCAUGUUGCCGUUUGCGCAUGCACAACAGAGCAGUAUUGGCGAUUAUGCGAUGCAGGUGUUGAAUCCGCAGAGUGCUUGGGGGUUGUGGGUGAGGAAUAUGGUGUUGUGGGCUGUUACUGCGGCGAGGAUUGAUAGGGUUGCUGUGUGGAUUGCUGGGAAGCUUGGGGUGGCAGAACCGAAGAUCAAGAUGCCUGUUUAUCCUUGGCCUGAGGUGAAGGCUUGA
This is a messenger RNA of Aureobasidium vineae, 1275 nucleotides long. The record is from the annotation of a GenBank genome assembly. Lineage: Eukaryota; Fungi; Ascomycota; Dothideomycetes; Dothideales; Saccotheciaceae.